UCCAAAAGCGAGCAAUCAACAGAUACAUAUAUACAGAGAGAAAGAUCACAAAAAAAUAUAUAUCAAAACAUCGAACCAUGGAGCAAUCAACGAGAGCCCUAAUCAUAACCAUCGUGAUAACCUCCAUGUUGGUAGGGUUUGGAAGAUCAGAUCUGAAUCAAGACAGAGAAGAGUGUACGAACCAGCUGGUAGUACUUUCACCGUGUCUCACCUACGUGGGUGGAAACGCAAAAGCUCCAACAAAAGAUUGUUGUGGAGGUUUUGGUCAGGUUAUAACAAAGAGUCAGAAGUGUGUUUGCAUAUUGAUCAAAGACAAAGAUGAUCCUAAUCUUGGCCUCAAGUUUAAUGCAACCCUAGCAGCUCAUCUCCCCACCGCUUGUCAUAUAACGGCUCCUAACAUCACCAAGUGUAUUUCGCUUCUGCAUUUAUCUCCAAACUCGACAUUGGCUAGAGAGUUUGAGAGCUUAGGAAGGAUUGAAGCAAGCGCCAACUCCGUACCUCCUUCGCAAAAUGUUAAAGAUGGGACAGAAGGAGCAAAAGCUGAAUCAGUGAAGAGUGAUGGAGAGAAGAAAAAGAAGAGUUGGUUGGCCGUUGAGCUUUUAAUGUUUGCUCUUUUCUCUCAUCUUCUUUUUGUUAUCUCUUCUUUUACUCCUUCCUCCUUUAUUUAACGUUAUUUUGCAUUCAAUAUCUUAUGUACUUUAUAAUGUUCUCAGUUACAUAAAAAAAUAUUGUAUGCAUGUGUAUGCAUAUGAUCUUAUGCA
Messenger RNA from Raphanus sativus (radish), 761 nucleotides. Its product is annotated as non-specific lipid transfer protein GPI-anchored 6. The record is from RefSeq and is a predicted model, not a curated record. The coding region runs from base 78 to 668 and encodes 196 amino acids. NCBI's taxonomy places the organism in Eukaryota, Viridiplantae, Streptophyta, Magnoliopsida, Brassicales, Brassicaceae. The transcript has 3 exons.